CCCGGUCAUAGCUUCAGUGGAGCAACCACACAUUACUCACACAUAAUGACUAUUAAAACAGCGCACUGCUGAAUCCACGCAGACACACAUUCCGCCAGUUUGGAUGACUACCUGAAAACUCGUAAAACGUUAUUUAUGUAGACGACUGAGUUGCGCGUGCGCCGUGAUCCUACGUUUCCCCCCAGCUUGAGGUAACGCUAUGUUGCUUGGCUUUAAAACCAGCAGCUGCACCAGGAGCAGAGGCGCAGACCCAGUGCAACAUCAGAGCGAGUCACACGGGGAGGACAGCACCACAGCUCCCGGCAGGGGAUCGUAGCGGGGCUCCAGGCGAACAUGCAGCCAUUUCUGUAGAAAAACGACCUUUGCGUUUUUUAUAUGGAGGGCGCACUCAUGUGGAUGAUCUCCCACAGCCAGGUCCACGCAGUGAGAUGAUCUAUUUUUGUGAUGGCGAAGGGUCUGUUUCCACGGGCCUGGGUGAAAAAGUCGUUCUACUUCCAGGCUCGGAUCUCCUUCGUGCGGGUGAAGUAUCUGUUCCUGACCUGGCUGGCGGUGCUGGUGGGCAGCUGGGUGCUCUAUGUGCAGUACUCAGCGUACACAGAGCUGUGCAGAGGACACGAGUGCAAGAAUGCCAUCUGUGAUAAAUACAAGAAGGGGAUAAUCGAUGGGUCUGCAUGCAGCAGCCUGUGUGACAAAGACACUCUCUACCUGAGCAGGUGUCUGUCAACGCUGGCUAAUAACCAGGUGUACACAGGAAGCUGGGGGGACCACGAUGGGAUCAUCCGCUGUAAGCUGGGGGAGGUUGUGCACUUAGAGCUGGGCGAGGAGCCGGAGCCCCGGAGAGAAACCCCCGUGUUCGACAAGCCCACCAGAGGCACCUCAGUGGAGAAGUUCAGAGAGAUGGUCUUUAAUCACCUCAAGUCCAAGCUCGGAGAGCAGACUAACCUCGCCAGCCUCGUCAGCCAGAUCCUCACUGUCGCCGACGGCAACAAAGAUGGACGGGUGUCACUACCAGAAGCCCGCUCUGCGUGGGCCCUCUUGCAGAUGGAUGAGGUGCUGCUGGGCCUCCUGCUGCAGGACCGCGGUCACACUCCUCGCCUCCUGGGCUUCUGCGGGGAUCUGUACAUGACGGAGCGCGUCCACUACGGGCCCCUGUACGGUUUGUCUCUCCCAUGGCCCCUGGUGUCCUGGGUCCCCAGCAGCAUGCAGCGCUCCAUGGACCAGUGGUUCACCCCCUCAUGGCCUCGCAAAGCCAAGAUCUCCAUGGGCCUCCUGGAGCUGGUGGAGGACCUCUUCCACGGCACCUACGGCAGCUUUCUGAUCUGUGAUCUCGCCGCGGCGCACUUUGGUUAUACCGACCGACACGAGCUCCGUCUGACUGACGCCCGGGCGGUGGUGUCUGAGGACGAGUUCAAGCGCACCAUGCGGGCGCUGAAGUGCGAGACGGACGCUGACUGUGUGUACGGGGUGGACUGCAAGACCUUGUGUGAUUUGUCGGAGAAACGAUGCAAGGAGGAGCCAGUUCAGCCCAACCUGGCGAAGGCGUGCGGCACACUGAAGGACUACCUCCUGCGGGGGGCGCCCUCAGGGAUGAGGGAGGAGCUGGAGAGGCAGUUGUACUCCUGCAUGGCUCUCAAAGGUAGUAAUGCUGGACAAAUGAACAUGGAGCACUCCCUUAUUCUCAACAACCUGAAGGCUCUGCUGUGGAGACAGAUCUCGCACACCAAGGACUCGUGACGAGGACGGGAAGUCACCUGAAGUCGGUUCCUCACACGGAGUAUUAAAGAUGCUGUGAUUUAGGAAUAGCACAUUUAAUGAAGUAGUUUUGAUUUACUCUAUACACUCUUGAACGGUCGGACUGAUGGAGACUCUACCUCCAUCAGUCUGAGCGUCAGAGGUUCGGGCCUGGAAAACAAGGCUAAGAACUUUGAAAUACUAAACUCGACUGAAUGUUUGCAUGUUACCAUCAGUCAUACUUAAAACACUAUAUUGUAUUGUAUUGUUCACCACAGUGGAAUGUUUUUGGGGGCACUGCUGGAAAAAUGAAACGUCUCGCGCUGAGAGACAAAAUUGCUGUUUUUGCCACUAAAUCAUGCAGGUAUGUAUGGCCUGAGAAGGAUUUCAAAUCACGGUGUUGUACAAAGCCCCAGUUGGAAGUGUAAUGACACUAUUAUAAGAUAGGCUCCUUGACUUUGUUAUGUUGAAUGGGACAUAUCAUGAACAUCUCACUUUCCUAUUGCUUCUGCACUUACAGUCCAUAUCAGGAAAGCCUACCUCCGCACAAACUGAGAAAUAAGAUAACCCAGUUAGUUUCCUUCAUUAAAAAACAUGUGACUCAACAAGUCAGCUUUACAAGUACCUUUGCAAAGUUGCGCCAUAUUCUUUUCGCAAGCCAAUUAAAGCAGACUUGGCUUUUUCAAGACGAGGUCUUAAAGAGACAGGCGCUCAAACGGACUGUUUUGGACAGACACUGAAUAGUUAUUUUGAGUGACAGAAUGAGAAAAAUAAUGUGUUUGUUGAACAUUGAAGCAUGAAAAGAUUAUCGAUUACAACCCAUAAAACAAGUAAGAGCCUGAAAAUGAGCAUGAUAUGUCUCCUUUAAAGUUGCUUUUGAGCACUAUAGCAUAAUCAGGGAGUGUACCUAAGGUUAAGAUAAGGCUGGUGAUAUUCCAUAUUUUCGUUUUACAGAAAAUUCUGUGAAAAGACCAAACAAAGGUUUAUUUUUUAGUACUACGCUGUCUUAGAGUACGACUUAGAGUAUACAUCUUUAUAAACAGCUUGUUAAAAGAAAGUGAUUUUGUUUUUCUUGUACAGACUAAGCUGCUGAUUAAUUCAAAUGUGGUGCAUUAGUGAGUAUUGAAGGCAGCACGACAGUGUGUGGCAUCGACCAAAAUGAAACCCAAGUUCAUUCAAAUGAAGGAACGAAAAUGAAGGUCACCCUGCUCAACUAUUUAAGACUUCCACUUUAGACUUGGCUACAAAGAUUGUACAGAAUGGUGAACUGCUGGUUUUCAGGGGUUGUCUUUACAAUAAUUAAAAUAUAGAAUAUCACAAGACUUCAUCUUUAACACGUAGCCUACAGAUAAGUGACAAUUUAAGGGAAAAAUGAAAAGAUUUGUAGCAAAAUGAAACAAAGGACAUGUCUUUAUACAGGGUACAGAGAAGAAGACCGUCUAUGCCAAGAAGCAUUGAAGCUUUUCCUAAUUGUCACUCAUCUGCAUAAGGCCGUUUAUUACAUUCAAAGUGGAAAACUUGAAGGAUAUGUCUGUCAGUAUUCCACGACAACAUUCUGUAUGUCAGUGCAUUUCACUGCUGUACAUUUCUCACCUGUAACACUAGUGACAUUGUCAAAGCUGAAUCAAUGACAAGGAAUAUUAAUGUAUUUCAUUUGUGAAUGUUAUCUACUUGUAUUUCUCACUACAAAGAGCAUUUGUAGUAUUGUGCUGUAUCACAUUUUUGGGUUUUUUGACUCAUUCACGAAUGUUUGCCACCUGUGAUGGAGAUCUUUAUCAACGUGUGGUCACAUCUGAAUGCUGUACAAAGAGGAUUUUUCAUGAUCCCUUCUGGAAGUUGUGAAGCUGCUGAGACCGACUCAACAUCCUGGCUUGUGUAACCACUUUAAAUACAGACAUGACCUGUAGCAUGUCGAGCUUGUGGUCAACGCUGCUGUUUGAAUUUUGAAAAUGUAAAAAAAAAGUUGACUUAUUGAAGAGACCAGCAUGAUUUGCACAAUUAAACUACAUACCACUUCAC
Messenger RNA from Trematomus bernacchii (emerald rockcod), 3750 nucleotides. It is a transcript of the gene dipk1aa, whose product is annotated as divergent protein kinase domain 1Aa. The transcript has 6 exons. The record is from RefSeq and is a predicted model, not a curated record. Bases 445 to 1734 code for a protein of 429 amino acids. NCBI's taxonomy places the organism in Eukaryota, Metazoa, Chordata, Actinopteri, Perciformes, Nototheniidae.